Coffea arabica (coffee) is the source of this 1729-nucleotide messenger RNA. RefSeq lists its product as uncharacterized. NCBI's taxonomy places the organism in Eukaryota, Viridiplantae, Streptophyta, Magnoliopsida, Gentianales, Rubiaceae. The record is from RefSeq and is a predicted model, not a curated record. Gene Ontology annotation, cellular component: U5 snRNP; catalytic step 2 spliceosome; U2-type prespliceosome. Gene Ontology annotation, molecular function: snRNP binding; RNA binding. Gene Ontology annotation, biological process: mRNA splicing, via spliceosome.
GUAACGCUGGUCUAAAACCAAUGCUACUGUCUUGUUUUACAAAACCCUAGUCUCCCCUUCCUAUCCCCCCAAACCCCCCAAACAACUACGAAAAACCCUCGAGAACAAAAGUUUCAGCUCCGGGGGUUUCCGCCAUAACCCAGCAACAAUGUCGAUGUCGAAGAGCUCCAAGAUGCUUCAGUACAUCAACUACCGGAUGCGGGUCCACAUCCAAGACGGCCGUCAAUUAGUCGGAAAAUUUAUGGCUUUCGACCGUCACAUGAACCUCGUCCUCGGCGACUGCGAGGAGUUCCGGAAAUUGCCCCCUACGAAAGGCUCCAAAACUAAGGAAGAACGAGAGGAUCGCCGCACUCUCGGCCUCGUCCUCCUCAGGGGCGAAGAAGUAAUUUCCAUGACUGUCGAAGGCCCUCCUCCUCCCGACGAGUCUCGUGCUAAAGCUGCCUCAGCUGCUUCGGCAAUUCCUGGCCCGGGUAUUGGUCGGGCUGCGGGCCGUGGUGUUCCCAGCGGGCCGCUUGUUCAGGCACAGCCCGGUCUUGCUGGCCCGGUUAGAGGAGUUGGUGGGCCUUCUCCGGGGAUGAUGCAGCCGCAGAUUUCUAGGCCGGCGAUUCCUCAGGUGUCGGCUCCUCCGAUUUCGUACCCGCAGCAGCCGCCUCAGGUGGUGAGGCCUGGAGGGCAAAUGCCACCGCCGCCUAUGCCACCUAUGGGGAGAGGGCCGGUGCCUAUGGCGCCACCGCCCCAGUUUAGGCCUGGGGGCCCGCCUCCGCCUGGGCAGUUCCCGCCUCAGUUCGGACAGAGGCCUAUGGUUCCUCCACCACCUCAGUUUAGGCCAGGGGGCCCACCUCCGCCUGGACCACCUCGACCUGGGAUGCCUGGAGCUCCUCCACCUCAGUCUCAGCCUCCUCGUCCCGGUAUGCCCCCGCCUCCACCUGGUGGUGUGUUUGGACCACCUCGUCCAGGAAUGCCGCCUCCACCUAAUGCUCCACCGCAGAACCAGCAGUAGUUGAGAAUAUGAUUUAUCAGGAAUUUUAUAGAUCGCCAUUGAAGUCAGAUAUUCAACUGAGAGGAUGUAGUUGGUUGGCUGCCUUUGAUAAUCUAUGUUAGCAUUUACCAAUGAUUUGUACUUGUGAGAUGUUUUCUCCUUAAUGAGGCUUCCUUUUGUGAUGUUACUUUUGCACAUUGUGACCAUUGCCAGAAUUGUCCCCUCAACUGAUUAGAAUUUUUGAUGUACGUUCCAUGGCUUUUUAGUACAUAUGAUGCUGACUGAUAUUAGAAUCUCUUUCCCUCCCCUUCUCUCUCUUUCUGUGGAGUUAGUGAUACUGGAAAUGAGAAAAAGCUCCAAGUAUGUGGAGGUAUUAUCCUUGUUCAUUUUCUCUAUCCGUCCAUCUCUUCUUCUUUCUCAUUUUACUCUUUGCUAAUGUUGGAAAAAGUUGGCAUAGAAAUUGGAAAUUGCCCAAGUGAGUUGGAGCAAUGUGAAUUGUCCUUGUCUGGAUGCAACUUGAUUUGUAUAUCUUUAUAUAUCGCACUGCUAAUGGGCAUGUGCCAAAUGGACCUUAUUGAAUCUUGACUUGUCAGUGAAUUGCAGGUUAGAAUGUCUUUCUGGCAGGAGAGAGGUUCUAUUGUUCGAUAUAGUUUUUGGAUUUCAUCUUGUACUUGGCAUGUAUGUUUAAGGGCCACAGAAAAAUUUUUAUCACUGGCCAUUUAAUCAAAUUUCUAUUCAUGUGUUCGAAAA